AUGCCUGAUUCUGGAAUAAUUCCAACCGAAUCUGAGCCGAAGUCUAACCGUGCCUCACCACAGACACCUUUAAGUGACGCCUCCUCCGUGAAUGUCCCUCAGAUCACUUUGACAACAGCACAGGCAGAAGACGUUAUUGAGUUUAUUCACCAUUCUCCUAAUCAACAACAGCCUUCAUCGCAUCUAUCAACACCAUUACCACUUACUAGAGAUCUGCUUCGUCGAAAAAACAAAAUAGAUAAGCUACUACAUCACAAUCCACACAAUCUAUCGACGCCGAAUACAUAUGUUGUGGAUGAGCGUGUCACUGCAGGCCUUGGUAUUGCCACUCCACAUGAUAACUUGGUUUUGGGCGGAACUGGCUUGAGGUCACGCCGUAAUUCUAACCGAAUCACUAGCUCUACCGAUGACGAGAAGCUUUGGUAUAAAAGCCAACCGUCUUCGCCUCGAGUGAGUGAUUACUCUCACUUUCAGUGGACUUCUACAUUAGAUCGAUUUAAAGACAGCCCAAACGCAAACUCUUCUUGUAAAGAUAACAAAUUAUCAGGCACAUCUUCUGUGACAUCAAUGAGUGAUAAUGCUUCUAUGAAAGCAUACAACGCAGAAGCUCAUCGUUAUAUGGAAUAUUCAUACGACCAGUCCAGAAAACUCCGCCAUAUUAACCAUCAUCAUUACCACCACCACCACCAUAACCACCCUGUCCGGAAAAGACGAAGUCAAAUGCAGCAGUAUCUGGAUCUGAUAUACGAGGCCGCUGCCAGAGUAAUUAACUCGCGUUCACCCGAAAAUAAAAAAAAGAAAUAUACCAUAGAGCCCUGGAAAGAAACAUAUUUAUCCCCACCAUCAUCCCCACCACAGCAUCAACCACCAUCAACAACGGCACCUGCGCCAGUAACAGUAACAGCAACAGCAGCAGCAAGAGAAGCUUUUGACGAAAAAAAUACAAGCGAUAUUCAACGACCCCUUGAUUUAAAUGAUCCAAUCGACAACUUACCAAAAGAGUCAAAAGAAAAUCAACUUCAAGGUUAUUCACUUAACCUAUUCUCCCCUACAAACACUAUACGAUUGUGGUUGUGGAAGCUAGUGAAAUCAAAGAAUAUUGAGGUGCUUCUAUUACUUCUUCUAUUACUUCAUUGGUUCUUGAUGGCAUGUGUCCCAAUAAAAAAUAACGAUGAGAAAUCAAUAUUUGGAAAGCAAUGGACUCAUUAUCCUAUUCUUUGCAUUCAAUCAAUAUACAGCCUGGAAGCAAUCGCUAAAAUAAUCGUGUAUGGUUUCUGGAUACCACCUACCCGAGAAAAGAGCCGACUAUCUAUGAUAUUUACGCCUAUAUCGAAUUGUAUCCGUCGUCUGCGUGGACUUAGUCGAAACUUGCAUGAUAAUGACCAAAAAGAAGAGGAAGACAAAAUUGAGCUCGAACAUAAAGCAUACCUCAAUAAGUUUGGAAACAUUCUCGAUCUGACAUCAAUUGUAUGCUAUUGGAUCGAUUUUGGAUUUAUGCUUCAUGGAUAUCGCUAUUUUACCUUAUUCAAGACCUUGGGUGCCACACGACCUCUGCGUCUCUUGCUAAUAUUCCCUGGUACUGCAAUGAUUGUAAGAUCUCUUGAAGAAAGCCUCGGUCUUUUGCUGGUUGUCCUGGGGUUCUUGUUCUUUUUUCUACUCCUGUGGGCCUUAAUUGGUCUUAUAUCAUUCCAAGGCGUGUUCUCAAGAAGGUGUUAUGUGCUUGACUCUGCGGGUGUAUCCACAUAUGUAGAGCCCCCUGCUUACUGUUCAGGAUUCUACAAUGGCACUGAACUAAUUGGACCAUACAACGUUAUCCGAGAAACGUAUGGCUUCCCAGGACCACAAGGGAAUAUUUGCAAAAGUGGCCAAAUUUGUAUUGAAGAUCCUAUAAACAAUCCAAAUUUUGGAUUUGUAAAUUACGAUACCAUAUUUUAUUCUUUCCUGAGCAUUUACACAGUCCAAACCCUUGAAGGAUGGACCCCGAUGAUGUAUCAGAAUCAAGAUGGCGACUCUAAUGCAGUCGCGGUAUAUUACUGCAUAUGUGUCUAUGUUCUAAGCUUCUUAGUCACAUUUUUGGUGUUCGCUGUAAUCACAUCAACCUUUACCCAAAUCCGUGCCAAUAAUUAUGGGAGUGGAUUCAAAGCAAAAAAAAAGUCAUAUCCAUUACUCAGACUAGCAGACUCACACGAGAACUCUACACAUGAAGAUAUUCCAUGGAUGUUUGAAGAUGCCCACAAAGAUUCUGGUAUCGGAGUGACCCGUAUAUGGUUUAAACGAAAUGUGGUCAAUAUGGUAAAGAGCCCAAAGUUCUUUUACUUUGGAGGAUUAUUGGUAUUUUUAGACCUUGUAUUCAUGUGCAUGCGAUCAUUUUAUGCGACCGAAAAAACGCUAGAGAUUAUUGAUAAUGCUGAGACUACAUUUACUUUCAUAUUUGUCAUCGAAAUUGUCCUUCGAUUCGUUGGAGCACCAAACUGGAUACAAUUCUGGUCUUCGGGGAGAAAUCGAUUUGACUUGUUCUUGGUGAUCAGUACAUGUGUCAUACAGCUUCCAAUGAUCCAGGACUCAGAGGCAUACAAAUACUUGACAAUAUUUCAAGUACUGCGCCUCUAUCGUCUGCUUAUUUGCUUUCCACGCGUCCGAAGAAUCAUUUAUGCCUCUCUUGGUAAUGGCGAAAGUAUUACCAACAUUGUUAUUUUCUUGGUACUGGCCACAUCUCUUUGUAGCCCAAUUUUUAUGCAAAUGUUAGGAGGAGACUUUGUAGACUUUAUGGACGCAGACUCUACGGAACUACGCUUUGAUGCUUUUUGGCAAAGUUUUAUGACUCUGAUAAUGUUGUACACAAGUGAGACCUGGACGCAACUUUUAUAUAACGCCAUGGAAAGUCAGAAUGGACUUGGAUCUAUUUAUGCGGCUAUAUUUACAUGUAUUUAUUUUGCCUUUGCAAGAUUCAUUCUGGCUGGUUUAUAUAUUGCUGUUAUUUUGGAGAACUUUGAACUAGAGGAGGAGUAUAUAAAACAAUACCAAAUCAAACGCUUUAUUCGACAGCAUACCCACAAAGAUAUACACAAGGCAGAAACUAUUUUGAACAAACUUUUCGGAUCCCUCUAUAAAAGAAGCGAAAAUAGAAGUGUUCAGAUACCAAGGAUGCCUACUAGUCUUACAGUACCCGUAUCAAAAUCUUCUUUGGCAGAACUACUUGUUGAUCAUGAUGACCCAGAUCUUAAGGAAGGUGAAGCAGCUGUCUUGGCCGAAGAAGCCAAAACCGCGGAAAAAGAUGAGCACGCGAAAAAAAAAUCGGGCCACGGACACGUAUACACUAGCACUGCCUUUGCUGACAUUACAAUAGAAGAUGCAACAGAUGAUUACGAAUUAAUUGUAGCCGAAGAAAACCGACGUGCACUACAAAGCAAUAUACACGAGAGAAAAUCCCUCUUUAUUUUCUCUCAGCGAAGCAAAACUAGAUAUUUUUGCAAAAGACUAGUCGGUAACAACAAUGACGGAAAGUCUGAGCGUAAGAAUCUAUUCAACUGGUUCAUCAUGGCGUGUGUCGCUUUGAGCAUCAUGAUGGUUAUUCUCGACGAACCUUCAACAAGAAAAUUACGCGAAGACUCAAUGGCUCAGUCAGCAUUUUAUAUAAUCGACUACAUCUUAUCAUUGAUAUUUGUGAUCGAGAUUAUUAUUCGUGUUAUUGCAGACGGCUUAUUCUUAGCACCUAGAUCCUAUUUGCGCAAUGCGUGGAAUACUCUCGACUUUACAGUUGUUAUAUUUAACAUAAUAACUAUUUUUCUUGGAUCGGAACGGUCUCCACGUGCUUUGAGUACUGUACGUAGUCUACGUAUUCUUCGUGUGAUCCGUUACUUUAAAGGUGUUCGAGAUAUAUUUGUGGACUUGUUCCACGCAUUUCCUUUAAUGUUAGAUGCUCUGGUGCUUACAUUUUUGGUAUUGGUACCUUACUCGGUUUACGGAAUCAACAUAUUCGGCGGUAGAUUUUGGCUGUGUAAUGACGACGGCAUGGAAAAUAUAGCAGAAUGUCUAGGAGAGUUUGCCAACAAUAUCAGUGGAGAUGAUGUUGUCGAUGCCAAUAUUCUUAUUCCACGAGUGUGGCAGAACCCAGAAACAAAUAGCUAUUCUUUUGACAAUUUUCCACAGGCGUUCAACCAUCUACUAGGAUUAACUUCUACCGAAGGCUGGGUUGAUUCAUUGUUUAGCGCAAUGAGUACACCGUCUGAGGAAGGCCAGCAGCCUUCGUUUAGUUGGGACUCUCCUAUGAUAUAUCAUUCAAUUUACUAUAUCACAUUUAUGAUCAUAUCUCAUGGCACAGUCCAGCUGUUUGUUGGUGUUAUUAUCGAAAAAUUUAAACAACGGUCAGGAAUAACAACACUUACACUUAAGCAGCGACAAUACCUCGACCUAAGGCGCCAAAUGGCUGAAAUAAAACCUACCAUCAAAGCGUACAGGCCUGAUUCAGUCAUCCGAGGAUGGUGCUAUGACAUUGUUGCCAACAAGCGUGGAAUUUUCAAUAGAAUCACAAUGGGUGUUGUUAUAACCAACAUAGCAAUUAUAUGUACUGAAUACCAGAAUGCCCCCACCUGGCUCGAACAGCUUCAAGAAUACGCUUAUACUGCAUGUAUUAUUAUAUAUGCUCUCGAGGUUCUUGUUAAAUUUCUAGGAAUGGGACGAAAAAAGUGGGCAGCCACAAAAUGGAAUUGGUAUGAUGGAUUUAUUGCUAUUAGUGCAGUAUUACUUUUGAUUUUGCGUUUUGCGGUUCCAGAUCUAUGGACAUUGCGUGUAGAACGUUAUUUUCUGGUAUUCGCAGCAUUUCGCUUAGGUGAAGGUAUAGAUGUCCUUCAAAAACUAUAUCACACAGUUGCCAAUUCAAUGCCGAGUAUAAUCCAUGUUUCUGUUGUAUUCUUAAUUGUCAUGUGCUUGUUCGCAAUGUUAUUUAUGGAGCUGUUUGGCUUAACACGCUAUGGACCAAAUGGAGAUGAGCAUGGCAAUUUUAGGACAUACGGAAAUGCCCUUCUAUUACUAGUUCGUAUGACAACUGGCGAAGGAUGGGUAGUCCAGUACCCAAAUUGUGUAAACUUUGCUGACUAUCUCGAGACGGAUUGUGGGUCUCCUGGCUGGAGCUUCUUUUUAUUCAACUUCUUUUAUAUUGUCUGUACUCAUAUCUUCCUAAACUUGUUUACUGCUGUUAUCAUCAGUAACUUUGAGCAUACUUAUGAGACUCGGUCCCGGUUUACGGGAAUUAGCAAGAAUGAUCUUCGAACGUUUAAACAUGCGUGGGCUGAAAUCGAUCCUACUGGAACAGGUUAUAUUCAGAAAAAAGACGUUACAAAGCUAUUACAUCAUAUUCGUGGUCAUUUACAGCUUGGGAUCUAUGAUGAUGCUUACAGCAUCAAAAACUUGAAAAAGCUUAGCAAUAUUCAAGUAAAUGAAGAUGAACAACACGUACUCGAUGACAAAAUAGACAAGCCCGGGACCCCAUCAUACAUCCCUGGUCGAGUUACACAUGGAUACAAUUACAACGAGGUCAACAACUGCCUAUCAAAAAUCAAUCCACAAGAAUUGCAAGCGCGAAGAAAACAAUACAAUCUUUAUUAUAGAGAAAUAAUAGAAGCCGAAAGAUCCAAGGGCAUUUCGUUUGCAGAUGUAUUGACUAUAAUUACAUACCGUUUUAUUGAUGUUGAAGAAUCACUGACACUGGAGCCUUUAAUAGCACGUCUAGAAAAGCUAGAACGGCUAGAGAAAGCCUAUGCAGUUGAGAAAGCAAGUGGUGUGUUUAUGACUCUGAUUCAAAGGAAGCGAUAUCUUCAUCAGAUCUGGCUAAAGAGAAACGAAGAGGAGAUAAAGAAGUUGGGUGUGGCAAGUGCGGGUAGCCUUCACCUGGAUACCAGCGUGGCUAGUUUGAGUACACCUGGGACGAGGGAUGUACGCCAACACUCCCCGGUUCCUAGAAUUAUCGUGGAGAAUGUGCAUUUGUCAAGUCCGGUAAAUCAUCAGUCUACACCUAUUUCUCCAAUGUCAAACUUUUCGAUGGAUACACAGCAAGGAUCACCGUUCGCGGGACUGGAUUCCCCAGGAACCAUAAGCGGAGCACCAUCGCCAAGUCCAUAUGAUGAAGAAAGUUCAUUUUUUGGUACACCUUCACCUGGACUCUCUCCUCACCCCAAUCUCAGUCCAUACGCACGUCAUGGUUGGUUAAUGAUGGAUGGUAAUAAUUCUAUGUCUGAGGAACAGGCCGGGCGUUUAAUGGAAUCUUUUUAUAAUAAUACUUGGUCUGAUAUGCUUGAUGCGGCCGAAGAAUAAGAUCCAAUAAGUAUAAUGUAUUUCUUUAUAAGAAAAAAAAUACACAAAAGUCUAGAGCAGAUAUAAUAUUCUUAUUUAAUUAAUAAAACGGCGUGUUUUUACAAAACAUUGAUAAAGU
Molecule: messenger RNA, 6427 nt
Organism: Phycomyces blakesleeanus NRRL 1555(-)
Lineage: Eukaryota; Fungi; Mucoromycota; Mucoromycetes; Mucorales; Phycomycetaceae
Exons: 27
Coding region: 1-6309 (2102 amino acids)
Biological process (GO): calcium ion import across plasma membrane
Cellular component (GO): membrane; voltage-gated calcium channel complex
Molecular function (GO): high voltage-gated calcium channel activity; calcium ion binding
Source: RefSeq, a predicted model, not a curated record